AUGGAGAAAAGAAGAAACCAAACACCCAUCACCGAAUUCGUCCUCUUGGGGUUUGGGAACGGCCCAGAACUGCAGCCCCUCCUCUUCCCGCUGUUUCUGAUGAUCUACUUUGCCACCGUGGCUGGGAAUAUUCUUAUUGUUCUGCUAGUGGCGGUUGAUCGGCACCUUCACACCCCCAUGUACUACCUCCUGGGCAACUUGUCCUGCUUGGAGACCUGCUAUGCAUCAACUAUCCUGCCCAGGCUGCUGGCCAGUCUCCUGACUCGGGACAGGACCAUCUCUGUUAAGGGCUGCCUGGUGCAACUAUGUAUCUUUGGUAACAUUGCAGCGAUAGAAAAUCUGCUGCUCACGGCCAUGUCGUACGACCGGUGUCCUGUAGGACAGUCCUACCUUUGCAUCAUCACCACCAUCCUGAGAAUCCCUUCCACUAAAGAGAGGCAAAAAGCCUUUUCCACCUGCUCCUCCCACCUCAUCAUGGUGAUAAUUGUCUAUGUGACUCUCAUUGCUGUCUAUGUGGCUCCAACAACCAACACUCCCAAGGUCCUACAUAAAAUCUUCUCUGUCUUCUACUCAGUCCUGACUCCCCUGAUCAAUCCCAUCAUCUACAGCCUGAGAAACAAGGAGGUCAAAGAGUCGCUGAGAAAAGCUCUUCUGAAACUGGCUGCUGUCAGAAACAGGCACAGAAGGUGA
This is a messenger RNA of Pelodiscus sinensis (Chinese soft-shelled turtle), 690 nucleotides long. The record is from RefSeq and is a predicted model, not a curated record. Lineage: Eukaryota; Metazoa; Chordata; Testudines; Trionychidae.